AUGACUGCUUUAUACUGGCCAAGAGAGUCCAGUACUGCUGCCAGGGCCUGGGCUCCGGAGGAGCGUACAGCACCACUGCCCUCAUCCGCCUCAACUACCCACUCAAGUACUGAUCCAGUCAGAGGGGGACAGUGGAAUCAAGUUUUCGCCCCGGCCCAGAGCCGGUGUCCAUCCCCCACCAAGGGUGGGGAACGUUCGGUCACGUCUGAAGCAUUUGCACGAUUCCAGAGAUCGCCUCUAAAGCUUGUGCUUGACAGCCUUAGCCGCUCCCUCUUCCCGCCCGGGGGUGCGGGCUCGUGGUCCCUGCGGGGGGCGGGGGGCAGGGCCGCCCCCCAUAGCAGCCGGACGCCUCCUCCUCCCCCCGCAGCCCCCGAGCCUCAGGGACCCGCGCCCAUCGGCAGGACCGACCUCGCCUUCGGGGACCACACAGGGGCCUUCUUCCGCCUGGUUCUCAGUGUACUUUAAGGCGGUUUCAGUUUCUGCUCCGAUCUCGUAGGAUGCCUUCAAGAAAGAUUUGUCUCCAUGAAGGUAGAUUGCAUCAGGCUAAAGAGUUAUCGGAAUGAUCAAUCUAUGGGAGAGAGGCAAAUAGUAGGAAGAUAUGAUCUUUCAACGCUAGCUGGAAAGGAUGUGCUCACUGAAGAGAAUGUCGUUGGCACUGGAAAGACCCUGAAGGCUCUGCUCAGUAACCUUGAGAAAUCCAACCCCAACAUGAUUGAGGUAGCGAGUUUGCUGGUGAAAUGAAUAUCUAGAAGCGAUGGGUUCAAACCUGACGUGGAUGGGUUUGAGAUUCCCAGUGUAUUUGUGGUGGGUUAUGCCUUUGACUACGAUGAACACUUCAGAGAUCUGAAUCACAUAGCUGUGAGCAACGAAAAAGGCAAAGCAAAACACCGAGUCUAAAGAAGUAUUUUCUCACCCCCGAAGCUUUGUGAAACAAUUCAACUGUACAUUUGAUUGCCCUCAAGCCACCCGCAUAUGAAGACUGCCAUAGCAGACAUCUUUAUUCAUCAGAGCGGAGAAAUGCCUUACAGAGCAGACAGUGAAUCGUCUUAGUUGAAAUCUCAACCCACUGAGCUGGAAUACUAAUGUGUUUAUUUGUCAUAAAAUUGGAGAAAGGACCGUUUAAUUUCAACAACAUCUGGUAGAUUAUAUAAGAAGAGGAUGUUCUUUACAAUCGGUGAUUUUUUUCUGGACAACAUGUUUCUGCUUUUGGCGGAUUUCCACUUUCCUCCAAGUUGUUCUACUCAUGCACUCUAACACUGCUGAGAUGUGACAUUCCACCAGGGUAUCUCCCUGUUCAAAUCACCACAAAAUACUUCAUUCAUCUUCAGCACCUCUGAAAGGUACCACUUGACUAAGCCCGAUUGAUCCAGGAGUUUUAUUGCAUCCCGGAAGUGUGGAUUCCUCUCAGCCAGUCUUUUCUUCUACACUCCCAUCUAAGCACAGACAACUCAGAAGAAAACCUAUGGAGGCAGCGUGGCACUGUGGAUAGAGCAUGGGCCUGAGAGUCAGAGGGACCUGGGUCUAAUCCUGGCUCUGCCCCUUGUCUGCUGUGUGACCUUGGGCCCUAUCCAGAGAGCUGCGAGGAACAUGCCUGUGUGGGACUGUUUGUACUCUAGCAAACACAGCAGCCAUUAUGUCCUCUGCAACAUCCUACAUGCAGCUGUGAACAUUUGUGUUCGAGCCAGUUGAUCUGCAGCAGAAUGAACUGAGAAAAGAAUUGUCGAACAAUACACCAAGUCAGUUCCCCUCUUUUCUCUGGGAACGUCACGGGUGCCAUAGCAUUCCUCUGAACAGCCAACACAAACAGGCCACUGGAGUCCCGCUUUGAUCUACGGUACCUCUGGGCUGCGUCGGGGUGUGUCGAUGGGAUAAUGACCUCUAACCUCAGGAUGGAAUCUCCAUUCACAACUUUCUGAUCCAGAGCAGAGAGUACGGUCCCCUGAAACAACUGACAGAGGCCAGCCUUCCGGUUGAACCACCCCGUGUUGGUAAAGAUCCUGCCCCGGGAAGCCGGGCGGGAGGAGCCAGCACCACCCAGAGCAAAGGUACUGUACAAGUCAGAGGCAGAUGUGCACCCUGAAAACUGAAGUCUCAAAGAGCAACAGAAAGGACACCAAAGAAGACAGAACCAACCCAAAAUCCCUCAGCCAAAAGCUCGACAGUGAACUCUCUAAUGGGCUAGGGGUCACAGACUGGGGAAGACAAAUCCACAUGGUGGCUUUGGCUAAGAAAACAUUGUUGAAGUUGGGCACCUGAACUUCCUCCAGCCCCAAGAUUCUUCUCCAAGAUGAGGUUGGUGUAACAACGACGAGGCUUGAACAACAGAGUUUUCAGGAGGAAGAGUAAAGGAGCCCAAAGUGACGAGGAGGACGUCAGAAAGAAACCAAGGCCAAGACUUCUGAGGGAAGCCUGAAUUAUUCAGCGUGUGGUUUUUUUUUUACCAAUCUGUGGAUGCAAGGACAAUUCUGACAAGCUUGGGAACACCGAAAUAGUUAAUCUUGGUAAGGAGGGUUGUCAACUGGAUACAGCCUGGCCCAGAGGCUAGCACCUCAGCGUCUCUCCCCUCCUGGAACACUGACUCACCGCUGAGCUUUGGGAGAGACCCUGCCAUGAGAUGCCCUGCAUGUCCUCUGCAGCCACAAGGGAGUCAGGUUCAGAGAGGUUCUGUCUGCAGUAGAGAACCGAAAGUCCAGAUUGAUGGGACCUAUUCCUCCUGGGAUGGCUGUAUCGCUGGCGAGAUUUUCCUGACAGGGAACGGCCUUGUGCCGAAGAGGUCCUGACUCCUGAAGAACUGUAGGGGAAAUGAAAUACUGCAGCUCCUGCAGAUGGCAGAAUGGAUAUAGGGAAUGGUUCCUGGAAAGGGAGCAGGAUUUGAAGCCAGAUUAUGACCUAUUACACACUUCUUUGGGAUUUGUCUUCGAUUAAUUGACACCUCAUCAUGUGGACUAAUGAAAUUAAUAAAAACUUGCAUCAUG
Messenger RNA from Ornithorhynchus anatinus (platypus), 2975 nucleotides. RefSeq names its product phosphoribosyl transferase domain containing 1 (gene PRTFDC1). The record is from RefSeq and is a predicted model, not a curated record. The transcript has 20 exons. NCBI's taxonomy places the organism in Eukaryota, Metazoa, Chordata, Mammalia, Monotremata, Ornithorhynchidae.